This is a messenger RNA of Stegostoma tigrinum, 2484 nucleotides long. RefSeq names its product IQ motif containing C (gene iqcc). Gene Ontology annotation, molecular function: protein binding. The transcript has 6 exons. Lineage: Eukaryota; Metazoa; Chordata; Chondrichthyes; Orectolobiformes; Stegostomatidae. The record is from RefSeq and is a predicted model, not a curated record. Bases 23 to 874 code for a protein of 283 amino acids.
AACAGACUGUCCGUCAUCAACGAUGAGGUCACCUCCUGCCCUUAGCAAGAUGGCGGUGGGCGAGAAGAGCGACGGUUUGUGUCUUCUUCAGUUUGGAGUCUGUCCGGGCUAUUCAGCUGCAGAUCUCAUUAAAACCAUCGUUCAAACAAGGACAAAAGAGCUGAAGUACAAAGCUGAGGCUUGUGUUAGAGGUUAUUUGGUGAGAAAAAGUUUCCAGCGUUUACGCCAAGACUAUGAAAAUAUUGUAAAAGAAAUCGAGGGAGAUGUGCUCUUGUUGGAGUGGGAUGGCAAGGUGUUACCAAGGCCUAAAUUUAAGGAGCAGAAUGCAAGAAGAAAAGGCAUGAGCAGUGUCAUUGAGAGGACAGCAUGUGAAACGCUUUGCCCUGAAGGUGAAAAAGGUGGAAUUUGUGGACAAUUUGAGGGCAAUGAACCAGAAAAGGAUGAUUGUGAAAUCGGAAUCUCCUCAAUCAAAGGAAAUUUUCCUGCAUUGGCUGAGCACCUGGAUGUUCCUGGAAUUUUGACUGGAGCUCCAACGACAUGGGGACAAGCAUCCAAUAAAAUUGAAGGUGUUAUUCAACCUUUAGAAAUGGAAAAAGCAUCCCCUGCAAGUGGUGAUGAGAGAAAAGAAUCUGAUACUACACUGAACUUUACUGAUGUAACAUCUGUUUGGAAUAGUACAGUACUGGAGGAUUCAACCAUUGUUCUCAGUACAGAAUCAUUGUGCAAAUUGCAAAAGAAGGAAAUGCCAACAACACUAGAAGGGAUACAGAAGUACAGAAGCAGCCUCGCAAUGGAACUCUUGUGGCUGCAACAGGCCAUUGCUAGUCGUAAAAAUUAUUUGAUACUGAAGCAACGAUUGAGAACUCCAGAAUGAAUAUGUGGUUUCAGAAUUGGCAGAACCACAAGAAGCUGAUCCAAACAAGUCAUGGAGAAGUUCAUCAUUGGAAGUUACCUAAAUAUAAGAGAAAUGAUAUCACAGAUUAAAUCUGUAUGUGGUAAAUGCAGUGAAGUGGAACCUGGUGGAAACUGUUUAUAGAGAAUAUGAGGUUAAAAGAAUGCUAACACUUAACAUAAUGCAUUCUUUGAAGCAAUAUUGCAGUUUGUAUGUUCCAGGAUAAGGUCCUGCCAUACUUCUGUUCAGCUUUUGGCCAUAAUUUAUUUCAGAAAGUAGUAAACCUUUCAUAUUUAAUAUGCCGUUUAUUUACUUGUGGCUGGCGUCCUGGCUAGUGGACAGUGCAACUCUUGAUAAUGUUGGCAUCCAGCAAGAUGCUGCUAAUCAGUUCCAUCCUUCAUCAAUUUGUUGGGAUGUGCUUUAGCUAUUUGACUCUAGUGGGAAAAGGAAGUAUCUGCUGAUCAUUUGAAUUGUCUUUUUGCAUUUUCUCUUAUUGUGCUUAAGUCUCUACAUUCUUAAGAAAUAAAUAGAGCCUGAAUGUUUCCUGGACUUUUCCGUCAAAAUGACCAUCUACCAAAAUGUGCACUUUUGUGAUGUAAUAUGUUCAUUCACUUUAAAAUACUGUCUGAUAGUUUUUUUAUGCAAUCUGUUAUAAAUUUGUAACAUUACAGAAUUAUUUCUGAAUUGUGCACUUUACACCGCAGUCUGAAAGUUCAUCAAAUUUAGUGCAAAUAUAUAGUAAUUUUAAGUUUUAAGAUCAUUUUUUAAAUAUAUCAAAGUUUUAUCAUAAGUCAUCAUUUUUUAAAACAAUAAAAAUGAAACUUACGCUUGGAUCACAGCUGUAACAUUUGUUACCUGAUUCACCAGCCCAUAAAUUUUGCAGUUGGUGAUGCAACUGAACAAUCAUUUACACUUAAAAUGUUUGAAGUGUUUGUUCCCAGCACAUUCAUUCUGUGGGAAUCAAUCCCUGUUUAUGGUAUUUCCUGAAGGGAAACACUCCAUUUAAUGUUCAAUCAGAGUUACUUAUCUCUGAAAGCAGGGAGCUGGAUCGAUUCCUCAAACUGUUCUUGUUCGACUCUUAAUAUUGCCACUCCUGGCUGUUACCAUGUAGAAAGUUACUGUUUUAUAAGUGAUAAUUCAUUGAGGGCAGGACUCCAAGCAGCUGUUAAUAUUGUUGCGAAGUUGGCUAGUGUGCUUGUGGUCUGGGAUGCGGAAGUUAGAAUCUGGUGUUUGUAAAAUCCUAAGGGGAAAGCAUUGUAUGCUCCCUAUAAAAGCUGAUGUGCUUUUAAUAUGCUUAGAGAUUUAAUAAAAAUGUCUGUGGGCAACUUGAAGGUCUGUAAGUACAGAGAGCACUCAAAUUGAAACAUUUGUAUGAAAAGACCAUACAGUUAGCAGACCAAACAGCAGCUUUGUUUUGCUGUCGAAACAAAGCUCAAAUUUAGCCAAUCAAUUUGAACCAGGAACUUAGAUACCAAAAAGCAAUUAAAUUUAAAUCUGAUGUUUUUAACAACAUAGGAACAAUCCUAUCGUAAGAAAUAUUGAUAUGUCAUCAAGGCCAUAAAAGAAGGGGCAUUUAGGCAAAGGCAGGAGAG